Harpia harpyja (harpy eagle) is the source of this 13012-nucleotide messenger RNA. RefSeq names its product dynein axonemal heavy chain 12 (gene DNAH12). NCBI's taxonomy places the organism in Eukaryota, Metazoa, Chordata, Aves, Accipitriformes, Accipitridae. The record is from RefSeq and is a predicted model, not a curated record. The coding region runs from base 539 to 12415 and encodes 3958 amino acids. Gene Ontology annotation, biological process: microtubule-based movement. Gene Ontology annotation, molecular function: dynein light intermediate chain binding; dynein intermediate chain binding; ATP binding. The transcript has 73 exons. Gene Ontology annotation, cellular component: dynein complex.
UGUUCCACAUUAUCUAGUAUGGGUGGACUUAAUGAGGCAGUAACUUUUUUAGUGACCAAACAAGAAAGGAGUAGUUAGUCACCUACUGAAGCCACAGGAACAGCAACGCUGUCUCAGGCCCCAUCAGAACAGGAAAUAUGCCUAGAACAGGGCCAGUCAGGUGCAGCCUGCUGGGGGGUUUAAGAGGCUGCUUUUCUGGUGUCUUCUGUGCUGUGUACAGCUGGUAGAUAAGCACUUAAAGAGAUUUGUAAUAAAACUUGACUUUUAUGCAAUGUGCUCAUCUUGAGUUAAUAGAACUGUACAAUCAUUUUUUACUAUUGCAGGCUUUGUACACGCUUUAUGUUGAACUUUACCAUUUUAACACAUACAGUAUUUUUCUGUUUUCUGAAAGCUAAACUUUCAUACCUAGAUUGCGGAAAUCUCUGAGACUACCUCAUUUUAUAUCUUCUGUACAUUCAACUUAAUACAUGCAUCUGUUAAACUGCUUUCUGUACAGGAUUAAUUGUAUUCUGGAAUCUUGGCUUUGUUAUGGUUUUAGAUGCUGCACUCAGUUGGAACACCUUCCAAUAAAAAGACUUUGAGAACUUUGUUUCUACCCACUGUUUUACCUUCGUCAGUCACAUCUGAUAUGUCACCAUUACAGAAUAAACUACUGACAUACCGAAGAUGCAACGAACAGCAAAAGAUGCUUAAUCAGUUACUAAUUGAUAGAGCUUUAAAAGUUUGUCGUGUAUCAAUGGAAGAAAAAUAUCACAGAGAUCCUGUACCUACUAUCCCGGAACUGCCUUCCACUAUGAACAGUGAGCAAAAGCAACGAAGAACAAACUAUCUCUUUAUGAAGAAGUGCGUGCAAAGUAAUCCGGUGGUUCCCAUUCAGCAGCAGUGGCUAAUGUCCAUGCUCGCAUUGGUGCCACAGUCGCUUAUGGAAGGCAAAGAUAGACAGCUGCUAGCUGAGAAGCUUUUAGGGGAGAUAAUAAGGGAUUAUGAAAUGAGCAUGAGAAGAUGCAUGGUGCGAAGUGUUCUUAUUAAGCCAGAUGUAAAAGGACUUGAAGAUGAAGAGGAGGCACCUUUGCCUUUAUCACCUCUAGGCUUGGAUUUUUCUAGACCAUGGCAUAACAGUUUUAUCCAAGCGAAAAAUAAAAUCCUUUCCAACUUGCACAUUCUUCACCCCACAAUGAAAACUCUACUGGAUUUUGGUUAUGCAGCAUUCUCUACCUGUCUCAUAGUAGAUUUCUCAAGUUUCAGAUUGAAAGGGCCAGUUGACUGUGAAUCUUUAAAGACUGAUGUCUCUCUAAGCUGUUCUAAAGCAGAAGAGAAGAUACUGAACACAUGGUAUCAAAGAGUUAUCAGUCUCUUCAGUCAGAAGGCGGCAUUGAAUGGUGUAAAGUUGGAUCAGGUUGACUCUUUUUAUAACUGUGUGGCUAUGCUUAUGUCUAAUCAGCUGAAAGAAUUAUUGAGAAGAACAGUUGAAGCUUUCGUGAAACUUUUUGAUCCUGAAGACAGAAAUUGUCUACCUUUAUUUAAGAUGGAAUUGAUUCUUGAUGAAAAGAAAAUGGAGUUUUAUCCAAGCUUCCAAGACCUAGAAGAAGCAAUUCUGUUUAUAGUAAAUCGUAUAGGACAGACUCUCCAGAACAUCCAAACGGUACGUUCUUGGCUAAUGGGAGACACUACAACUCUGGACACUGAGCUUCCUAGUCAUGUCAUAGUAUGGGCCACAUCUACACUGAGAAAGUCUAUCAGAGACAACUUAGAAGGUCCAAAGGAAUAUUUUGAAAACUAUGUUGAAAGGUAUGGCUGGCUUGUAGAUGGAACUGCACAGGCACGGAUAGAAAGAUUUGAAGCAGAAGAACACAGUUUUAAUGAAUAUACUGCUUUCAUAGAUGAAUUCUUCACCCACAAGAAGGAAAUUUUGAGUUUACCAGAGGUGGCUCAUUUCCCUAUGAUCUGUUUGAAUUGUGAGGAUUUAAAGCAAGGUUUGGCUAGUAAGGCAGACACCUUUGCAAAAGUGCUAAUGGACAGAAUAGUUGCAAAUCACAGAGAGGAAAAUGAAAAGAUAUGCAGGGAAUUUGAAGCGAUUAAGGAACGUGCAUUAAAAGUUCCUGAGACAACAGAAGAAAUGGUGGAAACAAUAGCUUACAUAAAGAAGGUCAAAACCAAAGGUAUUCAGGAUCUGUUGUUAAGGAUCAAGGAGUCCUGUCAGCAAAUGAAUUACUUCUUAGAUGUUUUUUUAUUUGCUCCUGAAGACAUCGCACUGAAUGCAAAAGUUCUAUUAUGGCCAAAGAAGAUUAACCCUGUUUUUGAUGAGCAUGCUGAUCUGAUUGAACAGUCUAAACGUAAAGGAGAGCAAGAACUAAUACAUAAAUGUGAGAAACUGAUGGUGGAAUUAGACAAGCUGACACGUUCUGUGACAGAGUUUGAAGAAUACUCAGAACUGGACUGCAUGCAACAGUAUGUGGCUGACCUGAGGGCAUUACAGAAACGCAUACAGGAGGCUGAUGAAACAAUAGCUCUUAUUAAUAAAGAAGAGACUCUGCUCAAAUGGAAACUGAGUGACUUUCCACUCCUCAACAACUUAAAAGUUGAGAUUGAACCAUAUCAGAAACUCUUUCAUCUUAUACUGAAAUGGCAACGAACAGAAAAAAGAUGGAUGGAUGGUACCUUUUUGGAGCUAAAUGGGGAAAGAAUGGAGGCUGAGGUUGACGAGUUUUUGAGAGAGAUAUACAAAGUGUCAAGACUCUUCCAACAAAAGCAGAAGAAAAUUCAACAGGAGUGGAAAAAGACAUCACAACACAGAACUGCAGAAGAGAAGACAGAAGAAGAAACAAAGGCAAAUCCAACUCUUUCAAUGUGUUCUUCAGUUCUGGAGCAGAUGAAAGACUUUAAGGAGAACAUUCCCACCGUGACUAUCUUUUGUAACCCCGGCAUGAGAACUCGUCAUUGGCAGCAGUUGUCAAAUAUAGUAGGAUAUGAUUUAACACCAGACUCUGGAACUACCCUGAGGAAAGUUUUAAAGCAGAAUCUAGCCCCUUAUUUGGAAGAGUUUGAAGCUAUAAGUGUAGGUGCAAGCAAGGAAUUUUCCUUAGAGAAAUCAAUGCAUGCCAUGAUGGAAACCUGGGGUUCAAUUUCCUUCAAUACAAGUGUGUAUCGUGAGACUGGUAUUCAUAUUCUGUCUGCGGUGGAUGAGAUUCAAGCUGUUCUUGAUGAUCAGAUUAUGAAAACUCAGACAAUGAGAGGAUCACCUUUCAUUAAACCAUUUGAUAAAGAAAUCAGGGAAUGGGAAAAUCGCUUAAUUCAAAUUCAGGAGAUUAUCGAUGAAUGGCUGAAAGUGCAAGCACAGUGGCUUUAUUUGGAACCCAUUUUUUCUUCUGAGGAUAUUAUGCAACAGAUGCCAGAAGAGGGGCGACUCUUUCAGACUGUGGAUAGAUGCUGGAGAGAUAUUAUGAAGUAUUGUGCCAAAGACCCAAAGGUUCUUGUUGCUACUUCCUUGAUAGGGUUAUUGGAAAAGCUUCAGAACUGUAAUGAGCUUCUUGACAAAAUCAUGAAAGGGCUUAAUGCUUAUCUUGAGAAAAAACGUCUCUUCUUUCCCCGCUUCUUUUUCUUGUCCAAUGAUGAAAUGUUGGAGAUCCUGUCAGAGACUAAGGAUCCUCUCAGAGUUCAGCCUCACUUGAAGAAGUGUUUUGAAGGCAUUGCUAAGCUACACUUCCUUCCCAAUUUGGAUAUUAAAGCAAUGUAUAGUUCUGAAGGCGAGCGUGUAGAACUGAUUUCAACCAUUUCUACUUCUGAAGCUCGAGGUGCAGUGGAGAAGUGGUUAAUUCAAGUAGAAGAUACUAUGCUGAAGAGUAUACGCGAUGUUAUUGCUAGAUCAAGAAUGGCGUAUCUAGAGACUGAGAGAAAAAGAUGGGUUCUGGAGUGGCCUGGACAAGUAGUAUUGUGUGUGUCUCAAAUGUUCUGGACAAGUGAGGUACAUGAAGUUCUUUGCAGUGGACCACAGGGUUUAAAGGAUUAUUAUGAUACGCUUCAGCUUCAACUCAAUGAUAUUGUAGAGCUGGUAAGAGGAAAACUGUCGAAGCAAACAAGGACUACACUGGGUGCCUUGGUUACUAUUGAUGUUCAUGCUAGAGACAUCCUCAUGGAAAUGAUUGAAAAUGGCGUGCAGAGUGAAACAGACUUUCAGUGGCUUUCACAACUACGAUAUUAUUGGGAAUUUGAGAACGUUCGUGUCUGCGUUAUUAAUUGCAAUGUAAAAUAUGCCUAUGAAUACCUUGGAAACUCACCACGCCUUGUCAUUACUCCUCUUACAGACAGGUGUUACCGCACCUUGAUUGGAGCCUUUUAUUUAAACCUUGGUGGUGCCCCAGAGGGUCCAGCAGGGACAGGUAAAACAGAGACCACCAAAGAUUUAGCUAAAGCUCUUGCUGUUCAGUGUGUUGUCUUCAACUGCUCUGAUGGCCUUGAUUACCUGGCAAUGGGAAAGUUUUUCAAGGGUUUGGCUUCAUCAGGUGCAUGGGCAUGUUUUGAUGAAUUCAAUCGCAUUGAACUGGAAGUACUGUCUGUUGUGGCACAGCAGAUCCUUUGCAUCCAGAGAGCCAUACAGAUAAAGCUAGAAACAUUUAUUUUUGAAGGAACUGAACUGAAACUUAACCGCAACUGUUUUGUAGCUAUUACUAUGAAUCCAGGUUACGCAGGACGUUCUGAACUUCCAGAUAAUCUGAAGGUUCUUUUCCGAACAGUAGCCAUGAUGGUUCCUAACUAUGCUCUGAUAGCAGAAGUUUCGCUCUAUUCAUAUGGAUUUUUGAAUGCUAAGUCACUGUCAGUGAAGAUAGUAAUGACCUACAGGCUUUGUUCAGAACAGCUUUCCUCUCAGUAUCACUAUGACUAUGGUAUGCGAGCAGUUAAAGCUGUGUUGGUGGCUGCUGGGAAUCUAAAAUUGAAAUUUCCUACGGAAGAUGAAGAUAUAUUGCUUCUUAGAUCAAUUAAGGAUGUGAAUGAGCCCAAAUUUUUGUCACAUGAUAUACCUCUGUUCAUGGGUAUAACUAGUGAUUUAUUUCCUCGAAUCAAGCUUCCUGAUGCAGGCUACAAUGAUUUUCUGGAAUGUGCCAGUGAAUGUUGCAUUCGACAUAAUGUCCAACCUGUAAAAGCUUUUAUAGAGAAAAUGAUACAGACAUAUGAAAUGAUGAUUGUUAGACAUGGCUUUAUGCUGGUAGGGGAAUCUUUUUCUGGGAAGACCAAAGUUCUACAUGUGUUGGCAGAAACACUGUCUCUUAUGAAAGAGCGUGGUUAUGGUGAAGAAGAAAAAGUAAUUUUUAGAACUGUAAAUCCAAAAUCAAUCACUAUGGGUCAGCUUUUUGGGCAGUUUGAUAUGGUAUCCCAUGAGUGGACAGAUGGUAUAAUUGCUAAUACUUUCAGAGAAUUUGCAUUAUCUGAGACUCCUGAACGCAAAUGGGUUAUCUUUGAUGGCCCAAUUGACACUCUGUGGAUAGAAAGCAUGAACACAGUUCUGGAUGACAACAAAAAGCUUUGUUUGAUGAGUGGGGAAAUCAUCCAAAUGUCCCUUCAGAUGAAUCUUAUUUUUGAAACAAUGGAUCUUUCCCAGGCAUCACCUGCUACAGUCAGUCGUUGUGGUAUGAUUUAUUUGGAACCUUCUCAACUCGGCUGGAGGCCACUUGUUAUCUCUUGGUUGAGUAAACUGCCUGAACCUCUUAACUUAAAGGGACAUCAAGAUCUUCUGCAGGGACUUUUUGAUUGGUUAAUACCACCAGCAUUAAGAUUCCGUCAGAAACAGUGCAAGGAGCUGGUACCUACAAGCAAUACCAAUGUUGUAGUAGCUCUUACACGGCUUUUUGAAAUGUUGAUUUGUCAAACUGUGCAAGAAGAUCCCACCAACAGAAAUAUCCGUGCAUGGAUUAUGGGCUGCUUUGCUUUUGCCACAAUCUGGUCCAUUGGUGGAACUUGUGAUGGUGACAGCAGGAUAAUUUUUGAUAUUUUCUUGAGGGAAACUGUGGCUGGGAAAUCUGGAAUAAAUCCUGUACCAACAAGUGUGGGAAAAUGGGAGUGUCCCUUUGAAGAGAAAGGCUUGGUCUAUGACUACAUGUAUGAGCUGAAAGGCAGAGGAUGUUGGGUUCAUUGGAAUGGAUUUAUUAAAAAUAUUAAUUACAGUGAUAAAAAUGUGGAGAUUCAAGAUAUUAUAGUCCCAACUAUGGAUACAGUCCGAUAUACCUAUUUGAUAGAGCUAUUCGUUACCCAUGGGAAACCACUGCUUUUAGUGGGACCAACAGGUACUGGGAAAUCUGUGUAUGUCAAGGACAAGUUAAUGAACAACUUGGAAAAGGAGCGCUACUUUCCCUUCUUCAUUAAUUUUUCAGCUCGAACCAGUGCCAAUCAGACCCAGAACAUUAUUAUGGCCAGGCUGGACAAGAGGCGCAAAGGAGUCUUUGGCCCUCCAGUGGGAAAAAAGUGCAUUAUUUUUGUAGAUGAUAUGAAUAUGCCUGCUUUGGAGAAGUAUGGUGCACAGCCUCCUAUAGAACUUUUAAGACAGUUCUGUGACCAUGGAUUUUGGUAUGAUUUAAAGGACACAUCUAAAAUUACACUUGUUGAUGUACAGUUACUUGCUGCUAUGGGGCCUCCAGGCGGUGGGAGGAAUCCUGUUACUCCUCGAUUUUUGCGACACUUCAACAUUUGCGCUAUUAAUUCUUUUAGUGAUGAAACAAUGGUCCGCAUCUUCUCUACCGUAGUAGCUUUCUACCUAUGGACUAGUGAAUUUUCUGCUGAGCUCUUCACAACUGGAAAUCAAAUUGUCACUGCCACUUUAGAGGUGUACAAGAAAGCCAUCAAAAAUCUUUUGCCCACACCAGCCAAAUCUCAUUAUACAUUCAACCUGCGUGACUUUUCACGUGUUAUCCAUGGCUGCUUGCUCAUUAAGAGAAAAUCAAUUGAAAGCAAACAUGUAAUGAUUCGGCUGUUUGUACAUGAGGUAUUUCGGGUCUUCUAUGACCGUCUAGUGGAAGACAAUGAUAGAGCCUGGCUGUUCAAUUUAAUGAGAGAUAUCGUGAAAGAACAUUUCAAAGAAGCAUUUGAUUCAGUUUUUGCACACCUGAAGCAAGGAAACACACCUGUAACGGAAGAAAACAUGAGAAGUUUGUUUUUUGGUGACUACAUGAAUCCAGAACUUGAGGGAGAUGAAAGACUUUAUGUUGAAAUUCCAAGCAUUCAGCUGUUCAGUGAUGUUGUGGAGCAGUGUUUGGAUGAAUAUAAUCAGACCCACAAAACAAGAAUGAACCUUGUAGUUUUCAGGUAUGUGUUGGAACAUUUGUCUCGUAUAAGUCGUAUUCUGAAGCAGCCAGGGGGUAAUGCUUUGUUGGUUGGAAUGGGAGGAAGUGGACGUCAGUCUUUGACUCGUCUAGCAGCAUUCAUGGCAAAAAUGUGUGUUUUUCAACCAGAGAUUUCUAAGACCUAUGGUACAAAAGAGUGGAGAGAAGAUCUGAAAAGUCUUCUGAAGAAUGCUGGUGUAAAAGGCUUGAAAACUGUAUUUAUAAUCACAGAUUCACAAAUUAAAGAAGAAAGCUUUUUAGAAGAUGUUGACAGUGUCCUCAACACUGGGGAGGUACCCAAUCUUUUUGCAGCAGAUGAAAAACAAGAAAUUAUAGAGGGUGUUCGUGCAAUAGUUCAGGCUGGCAAUAAACAUGAAGAACUCAGUCCCUUGGCCUUGUUUGCAUUUUUUGUGAACCGUUGCAAAGAAAAUCUCCAUAUUGUGGUAGCAUUCAGCCCAAUUGGAGAUGCUUUCCGCAGUCGUCUGAGGCAGUUUCCCUCACUCAUCAACUGCUGUACUAUUGAUUGGUUCCAGCCGUGGCCUGAAGAUGCCCUUGAACGUGUGGCUAAUAAGUUCUUAGAAACACUUCAGCUCACAGACAGUGAGCGUCAGGAAGUUGUGCCAAUCUGUAAAUACUUUCAUACUUCAGUUUUGUCACUCUCUGUAAGGUUCUUGCAAAGUCUGGGACGCCAUAAUUAUGUUACUCCUGCUUCUUAUCUUGAGCUUAUUGCUGCGUUUCGGAAACUUCUUACUCAGAAACGAGACGCUGUAAUGAAAGCCAAGAAGAAAUAUGUGAAUGGACUAGAUAAACUAGCUUUUGCUGAAUCACAAGUUGGUGAGAUGAAACAAGAACUAGUUCAGCUGCAGCCCAAACUGGAAGAGGCUAAAUUUGAUAAUGCAAACAUGAUGAAGACUAUAGAAAUAGAAUCUGCAGAAGUAGAACAAAAAAGAAAAACUGUAAAAGUAGAUGAAGAAAUUGCUACAGAAAAAGCUGAAGAAGCUCAGACAUUGAAAAAUGAAUGUGAGAGUGACCUGGCAGAAGCAAUCCCAGCCCUGGAGGCUGCACUUGAUGCUCUUGACACUUUGAAGCCUUCUGAUAUAUCAAUUGUCAAAUCAAUGAAAAAUCCUCCGUCUGGUGUCAAACUUGUCAUGGCUGCUGUCUGUGUCAUGAAAGACGUAAAACCUGAGAAAAUUGCAGAUCCUUCAGGGACUGGAGGCAAGAUUUUGGAUUACUGGACUCCAAGCAAGAAACUGCUUGGUGACAUGAAUUUCUUAAAGGAUUUGAAAGAGUAUGACAAGGACAAUAUUCCAGCAGCUGUCAUGCAGAAGAUUCGGGCUGAGUACUUGACUAAUCCUGAGUUUGAUCCACAAAAGGUGGCUAAAGCUUCCUCAGCAGCAGAGGGUUUAUGUAAAUGGAUUAUGGCAAUGGAGGUGUAUGACAGGGUUGCAAAGGUGGUUGCACCCAAGAAAGAUCGUUUAAGAGAGGCACAGCAGUCCUUAGCAAAGACACUGACACUCUUGAAUCAGAAGAGAGAAGAACUUGCAGCAGUUGAAAAUCAUUUGGCUGCUUUGGAACAAACCUUCACUGAGAAAACUGAAGAAAAGGCUCGUUUAGAAUUCCAGGUUGAUCUGUGUGCUAAAAAACUAGAACGAGCAGAGAAGUUGAUUGGAGGCCUUGGUGGAGAGAAAUCAAGAUGGAAUAAUGCUGCAAAUGAUCUUCAAGACACAUAUGAUAAUUUGACAGGAGAUGUUCUGAUAUCAGCUGGUGUGAUAGCAUAUCUUGGAGCUUUUACUGCUGCAUUUCGACAAGAAUGUACCAAAGACUGGAGCAAACUGUGCAAGGAGAAAAAUAUCCCUUGUUCUGAGAAUUUCUCUUUAAGUAAGACUCUUGGUGACCCAAUAAAAAUAAGAGCCUGGAAUAUUGCUGGUUUGCCAACGGACAUAUUUUCUGUAGACAAUGGGGUCAUUGUUGACAAUUCAAGACGUUGGCCGUUAAUGAUUGAUCCUCAAGGUCAAGCAAAUAAAUGGAUCAAGAAUUUUGAGAAGGAAAACCGCCUGAAUGUUAUCAAGGUCAGUGACACAGAUUAUAUGAGAACCCUGGAGAACUGCAUUCAGUUUGGAACUCCACUUCUGCUAGAAAAUGUUGGAGAAGAACUAGACCCAUCACUUGAACCUGUGCUACUUAAACAGACUUUUAAACAAGGAGGCAUGGAGUGUAUCAGGCUUGGUGAGACCAUUAUUGAGUAUUCCAGUGAUUUCAAGUUUUUUAUUACCACAAAACUGAGAAAUCCACAUUAUAUGCCUGAACUUGCUACAAAAGUUUCUUUACUCAAUUUUAUGAUAACACCGGAGGGACUUGAAGACCAAUUGCUAGGUAUUGUCGUAGCAAAAGAGAGACCGGAAUUAGAAGAGGAAAGAAAUGCUCUCAUCCUUCAAUCUGCAGCCAAUAAAAAGCAUCUAAAAGAAAUUGAGAAGAAAAUUUUAGAAACCUUACAUUCAUCUGAAGGGAACAUUCUGGAAGAUGAGACUGCUAUUGAGGUCUUGGAUUCUGCUAAAAUAAUGGCUAAUGAGAUCACAAAAAAACAGCAGAUUGCAGAGAAAACAGAACUUAAAAUAGCCGAAUCUCGAGAAGGUUAUCGACCUAUUGCAAAGCGUUCAUCAGUGCUGUUCUUUAGUAUUGCGGACUUGGCAAACAUUGAUCCCAUGUACCAGUACUCCCUUAGCUGGUUUGUUAACCUCUUCAUCAACUCUAUUCAUGAUAGUAACAAAUCCAAAAUUUUGGAGAAGCGACUUCGAUAUCUAAAUGACCACUUUACAUACAAUUUGUAUUGCAAUGUGUGUCGUUCACUGUUUGAAAAGGACAAGCUGCUCUUCUCGUUUUUGCUAUGUUGUAAUCUUCUCAUGGCUAAAAAUGAAAUAGAACAUCAAGAGUUUAUGUUCCUACUAACUGGGGGUGUGGGUCUCAAGAAUAAGUAUAAGAAUCCAGAUCCAUCUUGGCUACCAGAUAAGAGCUGGGAUGAAUUAUGUCGUGCAAGUGAAAUCCCAGCUUUGAAAGGACUGAGGAGUCACAUCUCUGAAAAUAUAGGCGAAUGGCAAAAAAUUUAUGACAGCAAAGAGCCACAAAGCUUUCCGUUACCAGAACAAUUGAGUAAUACAUUAAAUGAAUUACAAAAGAUGAUAAUUCUUCGGUGCUUAAGACCAGACAAGAUUGGUCCAGCUAUAACAACAUUUGUAACUGAUAAACUGGGGAAGAAAUUUGUAGAGCCACCACCUUUUGAUCUAACAAGAAGUUACUUAGAUUCAAAUUCUACAAUCCCUUUACUAUUUGUGCUAUCUCCAGGAGCAGAUCCCAUGUCUAGCCUCCUGAAAUUUGCAAAUGACAGAGAGAUGGCUGGAAAUAAGUUUCAGUCCAUCUCAUUAGGACAAGGACAAGGACCUAUAGCUACAAAGAUGAUUCAAAAAGGAAUGGAAGAAGGAACCUGGGUUUGUUUACAAAAUUGUCAUUUAGCUGUCUCUUGGAUGCCAAUGCUGGAGAAAAUAUGUGAAGAGUUUAACAGUGAAAAAUGUCAUCCAGUCUUCAGACUUUGGCUUACUAGUUACCCUUCACCAAAGUUUCCAGUAAACAUUCUGCAGAAUGGAGUGAAGAUGACAAAUGAACCUCCUACUGGUCUCCGGUUAAACCUACUGCAGUCAUUUCUUUCAGAUCCUAUUUCUGAUCCUGCAUUCUUCUCUGGAUGCCCAGAAAAGGAGCUGGUGUGGGAGAAACUGCUCUUUGGAGUUUGUUUUUUCCAUGCUCUUGUUCAGGAGAGAAGAAAAUUUGGGCCUCUUGGUUGGAAUAUACCCUAUGGAUUUAAUGAAUCAGACUUGCGAAUCAGUAUCAGACAGCUGCAGUUAUUCAUAAAUGAAUAUAGCCAUGUUCCUUUUGAAGCUGUGUCUUACCUAACUGGUGAGUGCAACUAUGGAGGUCGAGUGACAGAUGACUGGGACAGACGUUUACUGCUGACAAUGCUGGAUGACUUCUACAAUCCAGAUAUAAUUGAAAAUCCUCGUUACACUUUUUCUCCCAGUGGCAACUAUUAUGCUCCACCAAAAGGCACAUAUGAGGACUACAUUGAGUUUAUUAAGAGUCUUCCCUUUAGUCAGCAACCAGAGGUAUUUGGUUUGCAUGAAAAUGUGGAUAUUUCGAAAGAUCUUCAGCAAACGAAGAUCCUCUUUGAAUCUCUGCUUUUAACACAAGGAGGAGGCACUCAGGGAACUUCUGGAGGUGGUGACAGCACUCUUUAUGAAAUUGCAGAUGAUAUUCUCAGCAAGCUUCCAAAUGAUUUUGACAUUGAAGGUUGCCUAAUUAAAUAUCCUGUGAGAUAUGAAGAAAGUAUGAACACUGUGUUGGUGCAAGAAAUGGAAAGAUUUAACAAUUUAAUCCAAACUAUUCGUAUUACACUAAUUAACCUGAAGAAAGCCAUUAAAGGACUGGUUGUUAUGGAUGCUGAACUGGAGGCUCUGUGUGGCAGUCUACUUAUUGGAAAAGUUCCUGAGAAUUGGGCGAAACGUUCAUACCCAAGUCUAAAACCAUUAGGGAGCUAUAUUCUAGAUUUUCUAGAAAGGCUGAAAUUUUUACAGGAUUGGUAUGAAUUAGGGAAGCCCACAGUUUUUUGGCUGUCAGGAUUCUAUUUUACUCAAGCUUUCUUAACUGGAGCUAUGCAAAACUAUGCUAGGAAGCACAGAAUCCCUAUUGACCUUCUGGGGUAUGAAUUUCAGGUUAUUCCUCAGGAUACUGCUGAUACUGCACCAGAAGAUGGUGUUUAUAUCCACGGAUUAUUUUUAGAUGGAGCUCGCUGGGACAGGACCAAGGGAAUGUUAGCUGAGCAGUAUCCCAAAUUGCUCUUUGAUAUGAUGCCAAUCAUUUGGAUAAAGCCAACUGCAAAAUCGGACAUCAAGAAAUCUAAUGCGUAUGUUUGCCCACUCUACAAGACGAGUGAGCGUAAAGGAGUCUUAUCUACUACUGGACAUUCUACUAACUUCGUCAUUGCUCUGAUGCUUAACACGGAUAAACCAGUCCAACACUGGAUCAAGCGAGGUGUUGCGUUGCUCUGCCAGCUGGAUGACUAACUUUGGACAGUUCAGAUUCAGAUUUCACAAGAUCCCAUUCUUGUCGUUGGCCUAUAGAGGAAGUAGAACAUCCUGUGUAAAAGAAACAUCUGGACUUUUUUGAUACUAAAAUAUUUUCUGAUCCUCAAUAUUUUGUCUUAAAUAAGUAUGUAUUAUUAUUAGCGUCUUUACAAUCUAUAGAAGAUACAGCUAGGAUUUUAGCCUUUGGUAAUAUUAUUGAUGGGUAAACAUCAAUUUUAUGCAUUACUUGAAUACCACAACAUAUAUCUUAAUGGAAAAUGAAAAUAGUCUGCACUUUCUGAGAGAAACAUUACAGGUAAUGAACUUGAAGCAUUAAGAGUGCUGAAUUAUGUGAGUGGAAAGCUAGUAGGUAGUAAGUUUUGGGAUUUCAGUCUGGAUUUCUAUAUAGCCUAUGUUCUGUCAAAGCAACAGUGAAGACUGCAGUUUGAGAAAUUGUUUAACUGUCUAUAGUAGGUACUUCUGGUGCCUUCAUUCCUCAGCAAAUUCAUCCUUUCAGGAUUUAAUUCAGAUAUUCUGAUUUUUGUAAGGUUUUUUUUCCAAAUAGUUUCUGUGAAGAAUAAAUGAUAAAACCUCCCU